Molecule: messenger RNA, 5633 nt
Organism: Empidonax traillii (willow flycatcher)
Lineage: Eukaryota; Metazoa; Chordata; Aves; Passeriformes; Tyrannidae
Product: nestin-like
Exons: 4
Coding region: 79-5124 (1681 amino acids)
Biological process (GO): positive regulation of intermediate filament depolymerization
Cellular component (GO): intermediate filament
Molecular function (GO): CCR5 chemokine receptor binding; intermediate filament binding
Source: RefSeq, a predicted model, not a curated record
CCUCCCCGGCAUCCUCCUCCCCGGCGUCUUCCUCUGGCAGUGCCGGCCCCAGAGCCCCGGCACCCUCCGGCAGCGCCGAUGCUGAGCACGGAAAGUUUCGCCGGGGCGAGAGCCCUGGGAGAGGAAUCGCUGCAGAUGUGGGACCUCAACAAGCGGCUGGAGGCGUAUCUGGCCCGCGUGAAGUUCCUGGAGGAGGAGAACGAGGUGCUGCGAGCUGAAAUCCAGAGCGCCAAGGGCAGCCCGGCCGGGGACUCGUGGCGGGGGAAGUACGAGGAGGAGCUGCGAGCCCUGCGGGAUGAGCUGGAUCGCGCCUUCAGGGAGAAGUGCACGGCCGAGCUGGCCAGGGACAACCUCUACGAGGAGGUCCAGCAGGUGAAAAGCAGGUGCCAGAAGGAGCAGGCAGCCCGAGAGGAGGCCAAGAAGCAGCUGUCCUUGAGCAGGAAGGAGCUGGAGGAGGAGAGGAGGGCGCAGAUCUGGCUGAAGGAGAGAGCCGUGCAGCUGCAGAAGGAGGUGGAAGCCUUGCUGGAGGUGCACGAGGAGGAGAAAGCCGGGCUGGACCAGGAGAUCGCCAGCUACUCCCAGAGCCUGGAGAGCUUGCGCUGUGCCCCGGUGGCAUUCCAGCCCGUGGAGGUGGAGGACUAUUCCAAGAGGCUCUCAGAGAUCUGGAAAGGGGCGGUGGAGACCUACAAGGCGGAGGUGUCGCAGCUGGAGGGCUCCCUGUGCCAGGCCAAGGAGAACCUGUGGAAAGCGGUGGAGGACAACCAUCAGAGCCAGCUGCAGCUGCAGCACCUGGAGAAGGACCUGGCGGGGCUCAAAGCGAGGAAGGAGAUGCUGGAGGAGAGCCUGGCCCAGCAGUGGCAGGAGCAGCGUGGGGAGGCAGAGAAGUUCCAGCUGGCGAUGGAAGCCCUGGAGCAGGAGCAGCAGAGCCUGCGGGUGCAGAUCGCGCGGGUGCUGGAGGACAGGCAGCAGCUCAUGCACCUCAAGAUGUCCCUCAGCCUGGAAGUGGCGACCUACAGGACGCUGCUGGAAGCAGAAAGCACCCGCCUGCAGAUGCCAGCCGGGGAAUUCAGGCUGGCCAACGGCAUGCGAGAUCUCAAACUGGAGGUGAGCAGCAGCAGCAGCAGCAAACUGGUACCAGCGAGCCCCGAGCCCAGGCGGCUGCUGUCCCGGGACCUCUGCACCAGCCCCUCUGUCUUCCCCAGGGCAGAGGGGAGGGCCCAGCCGGCGAGACCUCAGAGCGACGCCCUGACACCCAAAUUGCAGAGCGCCGGUGCCAGGGAGCUCCAGAAAAUCAGCUCGGUCCUCCAUGGAGCAGCUGCUGGCAGGGCUGGGGGUCCGGGUGCCCCCGGGUGCCUCACAGCGAGCCCCUCCCAGCCCGGCAAAGCCACCCCCUCUCUGUCCCCAGAGCCCCCCAGCCCCUCCCCACCGGAGCCGGGGAGCCCGGAGGGUGAGGGUCCUGCCUGGCCGGGGGGAGCCGGGGGGGUGACGAGCCAAGGGACGGAGCAUCCCCUGCCCGGAGCCAUCACGGAGACCCCCGAGGACGGCGUGAAGCCCCCGGGGACGGGGCCCACCCGCAGCCUGCAGUACCCGGCCCAGCUGGUCAGCGAGGCCCUGGAGGACGCGCUCAAGGAGAUGGAAGAUGACGCUCAGCCCCAAGAAGAGCUCGCCCUCAGCGCCACCUGGGCCCCGCAGGAUGCCCGUGCCCCCAGCCCCCUUGCCCCCUCAGAGGUUUGUGGAGGGGCUGUGGCAGAGGGGGCACGGGAAGGGCAAGACCCCACCGAGGCCCCUGAGGAUGGUGAUGGCCCCGAAGUGGAGGAGAAAGUUGGGGAAGCCGAGCUCCAGGGGCUGGGGGUGGAGAGCAGCACCCCGGGGGACAGAGCCACGUCCCCACUGGCCACGGCUGAUUCUCUGAGUGACACAGUGAGCCGGGAAGAGCCGGGAGCGUGGGAGGAGGAGGAGGAGGAGAAGGAGGAGGAGGUGCCUGCUGUGCUGAGCCCAAGGGAUCCAGGAGCAGAGGUCCAGGAAGAGGAUGUGAGUGGUCCUGGACAGACGGUGACCAGCUGGGAUGAACCAGAGCGAGAGGAGGAUGGGGAGGAGACCCCGAGCACGGAGCCAUCACAACCCUCAGAAGAUGAGGGGGAAAGGGGACUCCACAGUCCCUGCGAGGAGGACGGAGAUUUCCAUGGAGAAGGAGGGGAUGAGCCAGAAGAGGAGUCCCCAGACAGGGAAGUGGAAGCUGCUCGUGCUGUCCUCGUGGAAAGCCACCUGGUUUCACCCACAAAGAGUCACCUGGAAGAGGACUUGGUUGAUGGAGAGCAGGAAAAGUCUGAGCAUCGGAAAAUGACUGUGAGUGAGACAGAGGCUGCAGAGCAGGAAAGGGGACACGAGCUGUGCCCAGAGCAGGAGCCUUCAAGUGUCCACGAGGCCAUCCCAGCAGAGGAGGCUUCAUCAGGAGCUGAAGAAGAUGCUGUGGGAGGGGAGGACACAGGCAGAGUGAAAGAUGGUGAGGGAGAAAAGGGAGAGGCCAGCAGGGAGAUGCUGGGAGGAGAGGAUCCUGAGGCAGGAGAGGAUCCUGAGGCAGGAGAGGAUCUAGGGGCAGGAGAGGCUCCUGGGGCAGGAGAGGACCUAGGGGCAGGAGAGGAUCCUGGGGCAGGAGAAGAUCUAGGGGCAGGAGAGGAUCUUGGGGCAGGAGAGGAUCUAGGGGCAGGAGAGGAUCCUGGGGCAGCAGAGGCUCCUGGGGCAGGAGAGGAUCCAGGGGCAGGAGAGGACCCCAAGAAAGAAGAGGAUCCCGAGGCAGGAGAGGCUGCAGGAGAUGCCACCCUGGAGUGGGACAGCAGAGCUCCAGAGCAGCCCAAGGACCUGCAGGAAGCCAGAGCAGCUUCUGUGGAAGAUGGGGGGGAACAGGAGGAGCUGGAGCUGGAAGAGGAGCCCUGGGGCAAGGGGGAUGAUGGCAACGGCCAAGAGCCCUGUCCAGAGGACUGGGAGGUGACAGCAGAGGACACGGAGGGGGCUUUGGGCACAGAAGAACCAGCCUGGGCGGAUGACACCCCGUCCAGCACAGGAAGGCUGGAAAGUGAGGAGAGAGAUGGCACACUGCCAGCAGAGCUGGAGGAAGCCCAGGAAGACGAUGAAGAAGAUGCCAAGAGCCAGGGGAUGAGCCAGCAGCAGUCACUGCCAGAGGCUGAGCCAGCACCGGAGCUGGCAGGGGAGGAGCAGGAGGGCACCGCAGGGCAGCCUGACCCAGCCACCCCACAUGCCCCGGGGCAAGGGGAUAGCCAGGAGCCGGCUGAGGCUCCGGAGGAGCCGUGGGAGGUGCGGGCUGAGGAUGCUGAAGAGGAGCUCAGCUCAGAGCUGGGGCAGCCGGAGAGCAGCAGCUCCGGCCUCGUGGCACGGCAGGAGGUGUCGGGGGAGGGCACAGAGAGCGGCGAGUGGGCGGAGGAGGAUUUCGGGAGGCCGGGAGACUCGGAGUCCGCCCCAGGCACCGGCAGGAGGGUGGAGCUGGAGGACACCCUGCCAGACAGCACACCCUUGCACCUCUACGAGGGGGAGAUGCUGGCUGGGGGUGCACCCAGCCAAACCCCCCCCGAGACCGAGGAGAGCACGGAGACAGACCCUGUGAGCGGAACAGCUCCAGAGGGGGAAGGGUGGCUGGAAGGGAGGGACAAACCACUGACUCCCACCAUGCCAGAGAGCCCUGCAGAAGAGGCAGAGGCAGCCCCUGUGGCAGAGGGUGCUGAGGAGGAGGAAGGAUAUUUCAUGGUCUCUGCUCCCAGCCAAGAAGUGUCCAGCUCAGAGGAAGCCGAGAUCUCUGAGGACUUUGAAGAAAUUAAAGUGGAAGCAACUGAAGGCAGCCAAGGUGACCUGGCAACUCCCAGAGAAGCAUCUCCAGUGCCAGAGGGCAAAGGGCACCUCGAGACUUCUCUUGGGGAAGCAGAAGAAGACAUGCAGAUGCCCACAGAAGAAGACAUGGAAGUGCCCACGGAAGAACCUGAGAUGCCGCAGGAUGAGGAGGAGGACGACACUGCUGAGCUGGAGGAAGGCCUAGCUAUGCCUGAAGCAGAUCCCAGCUGCCCCAGGGCCAUGGGACCAUCAACAGGAGGCACUGACCAGCCAGCCCAGGGUGCCACAGGCACCGGAGCACAGGAGGGACCCGAGCACUCUGAGGGUUUGGCUGCUGAACUGGAUGAGGAACUCCAAGGCACAGUCGAGUUGGAGAGCGAUGCCAGUGGAGCCAAAACACUCCCAGCCUGCAGCCUGGGGCUGGUGGGGCAGGAGGAGGAGCAGGAUGAGGAUGAGCCUGGCAUGGCUCACCAUGACACGGCUGAGGCCACCCCUCCAGCAGAGCUCCAGGCCCAGGCAAUGCCCGAGCAGGCGGAGCAGCCGUCGGAUGAGCAGCCCAUGGAAGAAGAAGCAGCAGAGGGUGACAGCCCUCCCUCAGCAGGGGAGGAGCAGCCCCCUGAGGCCGACCCACCCCGGCCGGGCUCAGCACUGGAGCAGGGAGGUUUUCCAGAGGUGAUUACGGACAUCCCCGACACGGCUGUCCUCCCUGCAAAGGCGCCGGUGGACGUCAUGAAGGACUCCGAUAUUUUGGAAAUAGUUGAGCAGGCCCUGGAGUUCAACCAGGAGCUGGUGAUGGGGGCGAGGGCGGCCGAGGGAGGGCAUCAGGGUCCUGGCAGGACCGAGCUCCCCCGGGAUGCUGGGGAGGACUCCUCGCCCGCCUCAUCCAGCGAGGAGGAGCCGACGGUGCAGGAGGCGCCGGGAGAGGCGGCGCCGGGCACGGAGGGUCGGGUUCAGGCUGCGAACGGGCUGCACCGAGAGGCCAGUCUGGAGGACCUGGCCGAGUUCACCGAGGAGGUGCUGAACGGCAUCGCCAGCACGGCCCCCGAGGCGCGGGAGUUCCCCUCGGGGACCGCAGACCCUUCCGUGGUGACGCCAGCUGAGUCCCCCGCUCCUCGAGACACCGGCACGGCCAAGCUGGGCGAUGGCACCCCCUGGGGCAAACACGGCGGAGCAGACCCCGUGCCCCCCGCUCUGGGGGAGGAUGUCCUGCUCCUCACAGAUGACCAGCCACCAGCGUGUCGCCUGAGAGCCGAGCAGGAGCCCUGGUCCUCGGGGGACGAGUGACAGUGCCCUCCCCCCGGCAGCCCCUUCCCUGCCGUGACCCAGCACCCCCCCAUUUCCCCCCCCCACCCUCCUAAUGCUUCCCCGCCUCCUUACGGUUUUUAACAUGUUUGUGUGGAUUUUUUGCACCCCUUUUCAGAGUGAAGAACCACCAAGCUCCCUUCCAUCCCACAGCCUCCCUUCCCCCCCCAAAAAAAAAAAAUUGGCAUGUUUGCUUUGGGACCCCCCAGCUCAUUUUGAGCCUCCUCUGGGUGGGUUGCCGUGGCUGUAUUUAAUUUAAACUCUGUGUUUCCCCCUUCUCUUCAAUCUCCUCUCCUUCUGCCCUCCCCCCCUCCCCAGCAGCUGCCCCAGGAAGGCCAGCUGGAGGCUGGGGACCCCCCCCAUGCUGCACCCCAGGACUCAGUGCCUCGGAGUGAUGUCACCCCGGGGUCCCCAGCCCCGACCUGCCGACAAGGGGGCUGAGCCAAGCUGGAUGUUUCCGCUGCCCUGACGUUAAUUUAAUAAAGCCUCAU